Molecule: messenger RNA, 1261 nt
Organism: Prunus mume (Japanese apricot)
Lineage: Eukaryota; Viridiplantae; Streptophyta; Magnoliopsida; Rosales; Rosaceae
Source: RefSeq, a predicted model, not a curated record
CUUGGCCCCUUGCUGGAAAUGCUCUUAGCUUUUGGGGUGGACUUGCUCUUAGUUAACUGUUGAUCGCUAUAGCUACACUCCAAGCUCCUCGUCUCCAUCAUCCAACACUUUUCUUUCAUACCUUCACUCAAGAGUCCCACAUCUGACUUUCAUUUCUCUCAAUUCUCACUAUAUAUUGAAGCAAUAGUCUCCAUCCCGAAUCUCUCUCCCGUACAUUUCUCUCUUCAAUGGCGACGAUAACUGACUCCAUCGCUCUCUAUUCUUCUGCUCAAAAUUCAUAUCUCCGGCCGGCGAUAUCGUCAAGGCCGGCUCUUUCCAUCUCUGUUCGCCGGAGACUGGGUGCGUUGCCGGAAUUCAGGGGCUUGAGAGUUCACUCGCUUCCCAAACCGUCGCCCGCUUCCUCCAAUUUUCCAAAAGCCAGGCCUUUUCCAUCAACUGCCGGGAUUGUCUCUCAAGCUCAGGAUACCACUCUCGAUGUUCCCACAGUUACGGAUAGAACAUGGAACUCACUGGUCCUCAAAGCUGAUGGCCCUGUAUUGGUUGAGUUUUGGGCUCCAUGGUGUGGGCCUUGCCGCACGAUCCAUCCAGUAGUAGGUGAACUAGCAAAGGAGUAUGCUGGGAAGCUUAAGUGCUUUAAGUUAAGCACGGAUGAUACUCCGUCAAUUGCAACCCAAUAUGGAAUUCGAAGUGUCCCAACCAUCAUGAUUUUCAUCAACGGUGAGAAAAAGGACGCAAUAAUUGGUGCUGUGCCUAAAACCACAUUGACUGCUACCAUUGAGAAAUUUUUGUAGGUGGGUAUGGAAGUCUUUUGCAAAAUUUCUAUUUGUAUUUUUCUUUUCUUUCAUGUUCUCUUUGCUGUUAGGUAAUAAAUUCAUUAGUCUAUCAAAUUUGGAAGCUUCUUUUAUCUUGUCUUUUGAUGGUCAUCUAUGUUGAUUUUCUACAUGAAAUGCCUCUCGACUUCUCCAAUAAUUUGGCUUUGCUGAAAAUUUCUUGCCCAAAAGAAGUACUGAGAUUUUGGAGGGUCAACUUUUGCAACUUUGAAAGGCUUCUACAUAAGACCCUACAAUGACCUGGGUCCUGCCUUCUUACCCCCACACGUUUUUUCAUAUUUUCUACCAUUCUAGAACUUUGGAACUUGACUAGUCCUUCAUGUUGAUUUGAUGUUGUUGGAUCUUACUGGAAAAUAUGUUGUUACUUUCUUUUGAAUUGCUAUCACCAAUUAAGACAAAUAAAUCAAGGGCUGCAGCCUGCGUACAAGUUA